Messenger RNA from Cottoperca gobio, 4542 nucleotides. Its product is annotated as multidrug resistance-associated protein 4-like. The record is from RefSeq and is a predicted model, not a curated record. Gene Ontology annotation, cellular component: plasma membrane. Gene Ontology annotation, biological process: transmembrane transport. Gene Ontology annotation, molecular function: ABC-type transporter activity; ATP binding; ATP hydrolysis activity. NCBI's taxonomy places the organism in Eukaryota, Metazoa, Chordata, Actinopteri, Perciformes, Bovichtidae.
CCGCAGCCGUCCGAACUGGUGCCAAAUAAUCAUGGAGAUCAGUCAAAAAGACUUCAGACACAAUCCGCUGACCACUGCCAGGUGUCUAUCAAAGGUGUUUUUGUGCUGGCUGACCCCGUUGCUGCACCUUGGCCGCAAACGGAGGUUGGAGGAAAGUGACAUGUACGGCGUUCUUCUCGAGGAUCAGUCUGAAGUACUGGGAGAGGAACUGCAGAGAUUUUGGGACCAUGAUGUUAGAAAGGCUAUGAAGGAACUUCGGAAGCCAAAACUCAGCAGAGUUCUUAUUCAGUGCUAUGGGAAGUCCUACGCAAUGACUGGGCUGUUUACAUUUUCUCUGGAGGCAAUUAAAGUGAUCCAGCCACUUCUUCUGGGGAAAGUCAUCCUGUACUUUGAAAAUUAUGACCCAGACGACCAGAGGAGUCUCUGCAUUGUGUGUGGUUACGCUGCUGCAAUGUGCCUCUCCUCCUUCGCACUGACCGUCCUCCAACACCUCUACUACUACUGCGUCCAAAGAACUGGCAUGAAGAUCAGAGUGGCCAUGUGUCACAUGAUAUACAGGAAGGCUCUCGGUCUCAGCAGUGAAUCCAUGGGGCAAACAACCACCGGGCAAAUCGUGAACCUCCUUUCAAAUGAUGUCAAUCGUUUUGAUGAGAUUACACUCAACCUGCACUACCUGUGGGUGGGGCCUCUUGAAGCGAUGGUGAUCAUCGUUUUCCUCUGGUACCAGAUCGGACCCUCAUGUCUGGCAGGUAUGGUAAUCCUUUCCCUCAUGAUGCCUGUACAGUCCUUGUUCGGGAAGCUCUUUGGCAUCUUCAGGAGCAAAACAGCAGUCCUUACUGACAAUAGAAUCCGCAUCAUGAACGAAGUGGUGUCUGGCAUCAGGAUUAUCAAGAUGUAUGCCUGGGAGAAACCCUUCUCAGCUCUGGUUACGGAAGUCAGAAGGAAAGAAAUCAAUCAGAUAUUGAAGAGCUCCUACCUCCGAGGACUCAACAUGGCCUCCUUCUUUGCCAGCAGCAAAAUCAUCGUCUUUGUUACCUUCACUGUCUACGUUCUCCUGGGCAACACCAUCACUGCCAGCAUUGUGUUUGUCACAGUUUCUCUUUAUGGUACAAUCAAGCUCACGGUCACCCUGUUCUUCCCACUGGCCAUCGAGAAGUUGUCGGAGACGGAGGUCAGCGUUCGCAGGAUUGAGGAAUUUCUCCUGCUGGAUGAGAUUGAGAGAAAAAACUUGCGGUUUCCUCUGGAGGAAAAGAAGGACGACUGCAUUGAGAUUGAGAAGCUGACCUGCUACUGGGAUAAGAGUUUGGACGCUCCCUCACUGCAGAACGUCUCUAUCACAGUGAAGUCCAACCAACUCCUGACUGUAAUUGGCCCAGUGGGGGCUGGAAAGUCAUCUCUGCUGAGCGCCAUCCUGGGAGAGCUGCCUCGCGACACGGGAAAACUAAAGGUCAAAGGUCAGCUGACAUAUGCCGCCCAGCAGCCCUGGGUGUUCCCUGGAACCGUACGAAGUAACAUCCUGUUUGGGAGAGAACUCAACCCCCAGCAGUAUGAGAGAGUCCUCAGCGCCUGCGCUUUAAAGAGGGACCUGGAGCUGCUCCCAGACGGAGACCUGACUCUGGUCGGGGACAGAGGAGCCACACUCAGCGGGGGACAGAAAGCUCGAGUCAACCUGGCGAGGGCUGUGUAUCAGGAUGCAGACAUCUACCUCCUGGACGAUCCUUUGAGUGCUGUGGAUGCCGAGGUCGGCAGACACCUCUUUGAACAGUGCAUCUGUGGCCUGCUGAAGAACAAGUGUCGUAUCCUGGUCACCCACCAGCUGCAGUACCUGCAUGCAGCUGACCACAUUGUUGUCCUCAAGGAGGGUCGUGUCAUGGUUGAGGGUUCCUAUAAUGAGCUUCAGCGCUCUGGCCUCGACAUCCAGUCCCUGCAGAGAAGCGACGAGGAGCAGGAGCGCUGGUCUCGAUCACCUGAGCCAGACAAACUGUCGCUAUGCAGCCAGAGGACGGCUCACUCGCACAGUUCACACAGCAGCCUCCUGUCUCCAGGGAGCGACCACGCUGAGCAGCUUCCGGUUGAAACAGGUCAUACCAUGGCAGAGGAGACUCGAGCUGAAGGAAAUGUUGGCGGCCGCAUUUAUCUGAAGUACUUCACUUCAGGCCGUAACCCUCUGGUGUUAUUGGUUGUAGUGCUGCUCACUGUCACAGCUGAGGUUGCAUAUGUUAUGCAGGACUGGUGGCUGGUCUACUGGGCGAGAGAGGAGUUUUUUAACCGCACAGCUGCUGAUGUUCGCAUUGAAACUGGCAUGAACGCUACUUACUCAGAUCAAGAGUUGAAUCUCCCAUUUUACCUUGGCAUUUACUCAGGUUUGACAGCAGCCGCUGUCGUCUUUGGCUUUGUCAGGAGCUUAUUGAUCUUUCAUGGGUUAGUGAGAUCAUCUCAGGCUCUGCAUGACAGCAUGUUCAGAGCUGUCCUCCGCACGCCUGUUCGCUUCUUUGACGUCAACCCCAUAGGAAGGAUUCUCAACAGGUUUUCCAAAGACAUCAGCCAGAUGGACUCCAUGUUACCCAUCACCUUUAUGGACUUCUAUCAAUUAUUUUUACAGAAUGUUGGCGUGGUCGCCGUGGCAGCCUCAGUCAUCCCUCUCAUCCUCAUCCCCGUCAUUCCUCUGAUUUUUGUCUUCCUGUACUUGAGACAUUUCUACCUCCGUACAUCACGAGACAUCAAACGCCUCGAGUCUACAACUCGGAGUCCAGUGUUCUCCCACCUGUCUUCGUCUCUUCAGGGCCUGUGGACGAUCCGAGCCCUCAGAGCCGAGGAGAGGUUAACGAAAGCCUUUGAUGCACAUCAGGACCUGCACUCAGAGGCAUGGUUUUUGUUCCUGAUGACCUCCCGCUGGUUUGCCCUUCACCUCGACAGCAUUUGCUCAAUAUUUGUCACCUUUGUAACAUUUGGCUGCAUCCUACUCAGAGAUGGGCUCAAGGCUGGAGAGGUGGGCCUGGUGCUGACCUAUGCUGUGACCCUGGUAGGAAACUUCCAGUGGACGGUGAGGCAAAGUGCUGAGGUGGAGAACAUGAUGACGUCAGUGGAGAGGGUGGUGGAGUACACCGAGCUGGAGAGCGAAGCCCCCUGGGAAACGGAGAAGCGUCCUCCUCCCGAUUGGCCGAGCAAAGGCCUGGUGACCUUUGACCAGGUGAACUUUUCCUACAGUAGCGAUGGACCGCCGGUACUCAAAGACAUAAGCGUCACCUUCCAACCCAACGAGAAGGUGGGCAUCGUGGGCAGGACCGGUGCCGGGAAAAGCUCUCUGGUGUCGGCUCUCUUCCGCCUGGCAGAGCCUCAGGGGAAGAUCUACAUCGAUGGCGUUCUGACCUCUGAGAUCGGCCUCCACGACCUGCGCCAGAAGAUGUCCAUCAUUCCUCAGGACCCGGUGCUGUUUACUGACACAGUGAGGAAGAACCUGGACCCUUUCAGCCAGCACUCUGACGAGGAACUGUGGAAUGCUCUGGAGGAGGUGCAGCUCAUGUCGGCGGUGGAGGAGCUGCCCGGGAAGCUGGAGACGGUCCUGGCAGAGUCGGGCUCCAACUUCAGCGUGGGCCAGAGGCAGCUGGUGUGCCUGGCCAGAGCCAUCCUGAGGAAUAACCGCAUCCUCGUCAUCGACGAGGCCACGGCCAACGUGGACCCCAGUACGGACAAACGGAUCCAGAAAACCAUCCGAGACAAGUUCAGAGAAUGCACCGUGCUCACCAUCGCUCAUCGUCUCAACACCAUCGUGGACAGCGACAGGAUACUGGUUAUGGGUGGUGGUACCAUCCAGGAGUUAGACCGUCCCUUCGCCCUGCUGCAAAACAAAGAGGGUGCCCUCUACAAGAUGGUGCAACAGACGGGCCUGGCCGAGGCAGCUGCCCUGCUGAAGUCAGCUGGACUGAGGCAACAGAGAAGUGUUGACAGCCCAGCAGACCAAGAUUCGUAGAGACUACCAUAGUCUCUGAGAACACGCAACCUUUCAUUUAUUUUGAAAGGUGCAGAAUGAACCUGCUUAUGUUAAAGGAAGUCUUUUUCUGCUAACGGGUAAUAGAAUGGAGAAACUGACAUUUUAUUUUCAGUUCUGACACUCUGCAGAAAAGUUGGACGUUGUAUUGUUUCUUUAAAAUCAUACUUUUAUAAUCAUACAUUGCUACACGUGAAUAAGACAAUCGUCUCACGCAGGUGUCCAGUGAAUGUGGACGUGUGAUAUUUACUGUCCAAAGUAAGUGCAACUGUGAAAUCUUUGAAUUGUAAUGCAAACUGUCUCGUGUGCAUCUUUUAUACAUUGUUUUGUUGAAACGGUUGCUCAGUCCUUGACUUGAUGAGGUGAACAUUUGUUUUCCCUUUCUGUAUACAUAUGAGUUUUGAUCCAAAGGACAUCACCAAAGUAACUGUCUUUACCAAAGCGAAUUUACCCGAAAAUACCUACAAACAACAUACCCAAAGUAAAUUGAAAGCUGCUCUUCAACCAUUUGCACCAGCUGCAUGAUGUUGGUCUCAUUCAAAAGAUAACUCUCU